UCGCCCCGCCCCUCUUGUCUUCGAUCAGCUGAGAGAUCGCGGUCGGCGCUGUGUUGUUUCUGUUUGUGUUUUGUUUCCUGCGGUCACUGCGAUCGACGAGUUUUGCCUGUACGAACGCGUCACAGUCCAAUUUUUUUACCGUAUUUAUUAUUCAGACACAAUGUUCCAUAACUUAACACGUUACGUCAUCGAUCAAUGGUUACCACAAACGACGUCAUCAACAGCGGCCGAAGGGGUCGAAAGCAACACAACAACAUCCUCAAGACUGACUUCCGCCGAAGCGGAAGACGACUGGGUACUGGUGGACCGCCGGUCCGACGACAGCGAGGGUAACUCCAAGUCCAGCUCGUUGGAGAGUCUGAACCUGGAGCAGGAGGAUGACGAUGACGACGGUCUCAUCGUGGUGGAACGAAGUCCCGACCGAGUCGUCGUCGUCAACACCGGCUCGCUUCCAGUACCUGCGCUACUCACACGUACCAAUUCAGUGCCCCGGGUCACCACCACCACCUCCAUGGAGGAGUCGUGGUUCCUCACACCGCCUCCGUGCUUCAUCUCCACGGGACCGGUGCACAUGGAGACGUCACCGUUGGAGAACCUCCUCAUCGAGCAUCCGAGCAUGAGUGUGUACACGCACCAUGGUCGGAGAUACAAUCAUUUCGAGGAGGUGGAGGCCGAACCCGAGGAGGUGGAGGUGGUGGUGGCGGUGGAGGAAGCUGGGGAUAGUGAUGAUGAAGGCGCCGUUUUAGUGCACAGGGCGCCACGUGUUAAUAGGGUCCAUGUGCUGCAGCAGCAGGAGCGCCAAGGGGUCAAGAGCAAGCACGCCCAAAAGAUCCAGAUCCAGAAAUCGUGCAAGUUUGUCACCCGCAGCACUCUGGACCGUACCAAUAAGGCUCGUGAAGUAAACAGUCGCAAUCGCCGACAAAGACGUGGGGAACGUUCCCAGGGCGCUAAACGUUCCUACGCCAACAAUAACCGCAAGUGCUAAACUUGUGCACGCAAAAAAAUGAUCUCAACAAAAUCGCAACUUUUCGGUACCACUGACGUGUAUCAUGAAUUUUCUUAUAUAUACUAUAUAUUGCAAUGGUUUUCUCUUUAAUUCAGCGCAAGGGGAAUAUUGAUUAAAACACCCUUCGAGUUGUGUCUCUGUUUUUUUUUAAUUAUUAUGUUUUGUUAGUUUUAUGGAAGAAAAUCGGAGAAAAACCACCAAAGCACCGUGUUGUGUUCAACGGACGGAUACCGAACUGUACCAACUGUUGCGACCAAAAAAAAAUAUUUAAUUUAAUGUUCGUCUUUCAUAGUUUUUUUUUUAUUUUAUUUUAUUUAUGUCGCAUCAAAGUGAGAAAACGAACCAAAGUCGGGCAUUAUUUCUUGUUCGUUUUCUUCGCACACUUGAUGCGAAACGAUUGUACAUAUUAUACAGAGAUAUAGUCUAUUUUUAUUGUAAUUGAUUACGUUUAGUGAGAAAAAUUAUUUUUGUUGGUUUUUUUCAAAUCCGGGCUCAGUUUUCGAAAAAACAAUAAACAACUAGCUAGAGUCAAUUAGAAACAAUACAACAACAACAACAAAAAAACAACACCUACUUGGUUGUUUGAAUUCGUCCAAUUUUUCGAAUACUUAGCUUCGAUUCCCAUUACUGGAUUUAUAGUUCUGACUAAAACUAUUUUUUAUAAACUUGCUACACUCAAACAGACAAAAUCCAGUAAAAUUCUUUGUUAUGUACUCAUCAAGAAAAAAAGGCAUCCUCACAUCAAAUAAACCGUAAUGCCUUUUCAAAUAAUAAUAAUAAUAACACUUAAUUUUAGGCCUUUAUUCUCGAGUCACACUACUGUAUUUUAAACCUAGAUAAAGGCUUCAAGAAGGUAAAGAAAGAAAGAAAAAAAUUGUGUGCACCUCUUUUACCAAGUAUUAAAAAAUGACAAUUCAGUUUUGUUUUUUUUUGUUUGAUUGUGACGACGAGUGUCUGCUGUUUUAUUCUUAUAGGUUUGAUGAAUAAUCUAAAUUUCUAAGUGGUAUGUAAAUAUGGAGCACGACUAGAUGGUAGUUACUAAAAAUGUAUGCAUCUUAGGGAGUUUUAUUCCAGUUUGUAAGUGUUCAAAGAGUGUAAUCUAUUAAAAUAAUGCGCUAAUGUUCAUUUUUACUAUUAUGAAGUGCAAACAAAUUGCGUGAAAGGCAAAGAAAAUGUUAUAAAAAGUUGAAAACAAUAAAAUUAAUUACGUUAAAA
This is a messenger RNA of Tribolium castaneum (red flour beetle), 2221 nucleotides long. RefSeq names its product Tumor protein p53 inducible nuclear protein (gene TP53INP). The record is from RefSeq and is a predicted model, not a curated record. The transcript has 3 exons. Bases 161 to 985 code for a protein of 274 amino acids. Gene Ontology annotation, biological process: autophagosome assembly; positive regulation of DNA-templated transcription. Gene Ontology annotation, cellular component: nucleus; autophagosome. NCBI's taxonomy places the organism in Eukaryota, Metazoa, Arthropoda, Insecta, Coleoptera, Tenebrionidae.